Messenger RNA from Sinocyclocheilus grahami, 1780 nucleotides. Its product is annotated as hepatocyte nuclear factor 4-gamma-like. The record is from RefSeq and is a predicted model, not a curated record. Lineage: Eukaryota; Metazoa; Chordata; Actinopteri; Cypriniformes; Cyprinidae. Gene Ontology annotation, molecular function: nuclear steroid receptor activity; zinc ion binding; RNA polymerase II cis-regulatory region sequence-specific DNA binding. Bases 123 to 1403 code for a protein of 426 amino acids. The transcript has 10 exons. Gene Ontology annotation, cellular component: nucleus. Gene Ontology annotation, biological process: regulation of DNA-templated transcription.
AAGUAUUAUCCAAUGUGAGGAUUUUGACAUGUCAAACACUUCAUUUGCUCUCUAUAAAAGCAUAAGUAUCAUAUUUAUUAGCAUAUUUUUUUGACACAGGGCGUUUGGGUUUUGGUGGAUUAAUGCAAAUCGUUGUUGGACGUGGAGAAGAAAACAUGCCGACAGAGCUCAACAUCAGUCAAGGAGAAAAUGGCGUGAGCUCCAACUGUGCAAUCUGUGGCGAUAAAGCCACAGGUAAACAUUAUGGCGCCUCCAGCUGUGAUGGCUGCAAAGGCUUCUUCCGCCGGAGCAUCAGGAAGAGUCACGUCUACUCCUGCAGGUUUAAUCGUCAAUGUGUUGUUGAUAAAGACAAAAGGAACCAGUGCCGUUUCUGCAGACUUCACAAAUGCUUUCGAGCUGGAAUGAAGAAAGAAGCCGUGCAAAAUGAGCGGGACCGGAUCAGCUCGAGGAGGAACUUACAGGACUCACAUGACCUGCCACCAAUCACAGCCCUGGCUCAUGCUGAAGCUCUCUCGCAGCAGAUCAAUGCCACCAGCCAAAUGGGCCCUGCUGAUGCUUCAGAGAAAAAAUCAGCCACUAUCAGUGACGUCUGUGAAUCUAUGAAGCAACAGCUGCUUGUUCUGGUAGAGUGGGCUAAAUACAUCCCGGCCUUCGGCGAAUUGCCACUUGAUGACCAGGUUAGUUUAUUACGAGCUCAUGCUGGGGAGCAUCUUUUGCUUGGUGUGGCUAAGAGGUCAAUGUCAUACAAAGAUCUCUUGCUUCUAGGAAAUGGCUGCGUUGUCCAUCGAAAUUGCCCUGAGCCGGAAAUAGGUCGUGUAUCUAACCGAGUCUUGGAUGAACUGGUUCUUCCCUUCCAGGACAUCCAAAUUGACAACAAUGAAUAUGCAGCUCUAAAGGCCAUUGUGUUCUUCGACCCUGACGCCAAAAGCUUAAGAGACCCCUCAAAGAUCAAGGCAAUGCGCUAUCAGGUUCAAAUGAGUCUGGAAGACUACAUUAAUGACCGGCAGUAUGACUCGCGUGGGCGAUUCGGGGAGCUUUUGCUGCUGCUUCCUACUCUGCAAAGCAUAACCUGGCAGAUGAUUGAGCAGCUACAGUUUAUCAAGCUUUUCGGUCUUGCCAAGAUAGAUAACCUGCUGCAGGAGAUGCUUCUUGGGGGUCUAACCACAGAGCAACCUCACUUACAUCACAAUGGUCACCCUCAGGUUCCAAUAAUGGGCCAGACCAUAGUCAUUAGCUCCAUCCCAGGACCUGCACACUCACAGCAGAUGGCUUCCCCAGAUACCCCCAUUCCAUCUCCCACUUCAAUACAGGACCAGGAGGCCUACCAGCCCCCCGGCAGCCCGGCUCUCCUGCUCCCGCCACAGCCCAUGCCAAACAGACCUUCUCCUGAGCCCCCCCUUUGAGUCUCCUCUCUGCUGCAGGCCCUGUAUGUUUGUAUAUGUGUACAUUUUGUGAGUUAUGCCCUUCCCCACAUCCAGCACAACAUAUUUAUCUGAUCGAAAGGGAACUUUUCAAACAAAUUCCAAAUUUAUUAUAAAGUGGAUCACCACUAAUUGAAAAAUGUAUUUCAUUAAAGCAUCUGUCAUGCUGGCAGACCUGGGUUUCUUCUUGUAUCCGCCUGGUAACCUAGUAAAUGUAGACAAUAUUUGUUUGUUAAUAACAAAUUAUUGUCAGUUACAAGAGACUUAUCAACAUUUUUGUAUUAAUAAAAAGUCAAGAUAUAAUUUAUUAACAAAAUUAUACUAUGCAACUCUAAAGAAAUGUGAAUUUUUGUUUGAAA